CAUAGGGAAGAUGUUCUCCAAACACAUCUCGCCCACCAUCGGGGCUUCCUUCUUCACCUGCAACAUUAACCUGGACGACGCCAGGAUCAAACUCCAGGUGGGUAUAGCUACACCAGCCUGGUGGUGCGGUACAUAGGGAAGAUGUUCUCCAAACACAUCUCGCCCACCAUCGGGGCUUCCUUCUUCACCUGCAACAUUAACCUGGACGACGCCAGGAUCAAACUCCAGGUGGGUAUAGCUACACCAGCCUGGUGGUGCGGUACAUAGGGAAGAUGUUCUCCAAACACAUCUCGCCCACCAUCGGGGCUUCCUUCUUCACCUGCAACAUUAACCUGGACGACGCCAGGAUCAAACUCCAGGUAUGGGACACGGCGGGCCAAGAGCGCUUCAGAUCAAUGGCGCCCAUGUACUACAGAAACGCGAAUGCUGCUCUACUAGUAUACGAUAUCACCAGCGCAAACAGUUUUGCGUCCAUCAAAGGCUGGGUCAAGGAGUUGCAGAGUAACGUCCCAGAACCAAUGGUCCUGUCCCUGGUUGGCAACAAAUCAGAUCUCGAGGAAUGUCGCGCGGUGACUCAAAGCGAGGCUACGCAGUACGCCGCGUCGAUAGGCGCCGCGUACUGUGAGACGUCAGCUUUACAUGACCAGGGCAUAGACCAAGUAUUUUUAAACACAGCGACAGAACUACUGAAAAUGUCGUCUUCAAGCCUCGUGUCGUCUCUGCGGUCGUACGACUCGACGGACGGAGAGGAAAGAUUGCCGAUAGGCACACCAACAGAGGAGCAAGCGACGCACACCGGCAAGGUGGAGCUGCCGGCCUGGAGCGACGGCGUCAAGCACGGCGAGAUGCAGAAGACCAUGUGUUGCUAGCGACGAAAUAUACUAAAACGAGUGUUGCUAGCGAGAAAAUACU
Molecule: messenger RNA, 912 nt
Organism: Maniola jurtina (meadow brown)
Lineage: Eukaryota; Metazoa; Arthropoda; Insecta; Lepidoptera; Nymphalidae
Gene: RabX1
Product: ras-related protein RHN1
Exons: 5
Coding region: 273-869 (198 amino acids)
Molecular function (GO): GTPase activity; GTP binding
Source: RefSeq, a predicted model, not a curated record